AUGUGUAUUUUGCUUGCUUCCACUUCCCAUCCUAAAUACUCUCUAAUUGUUGUGUCGAAUCGUGAUGAGUGUUAUUCUAGAGAAACUCGACAUACCACUUUAAGUGGGGAUGGAUUCGUCCUGUGCCCGGUAGACAUGGCUCCUGGAAUUGAUGGAAGUCCGAAAGGGGGCACAUGGUUGGGAGUAAACAAAAACGGGAGGAUCUCUUCCGUACUAAAUCUAAGAAAUGACAGACAGUUAUUAGCUAAUCCGCGCAACGGCCCCGAAUUUUCUCGAGGAAGUGUGCCCAUGCGCUUUUUGAACAGCAGAAAUAGCUUCAACGAAUGGGAUAAUUACGACAAAUUCGAGCGGCAGUUCCCGCUGAUUAAAGGUGGAGACCUCAACCUAUUUAUCGGUGAUUGUAUACAACAGCGGUAUGUGGCCAUGGAUUCGUUUGGUCUUAGUGUUCCUGUGUUGACACCAAGCAAUCCAUUCCUGGUGUUAUCUAACGACUUCAUCAAUACCGGCACGAAGUGGCCUAAGGUUGAAAAAGCCGAAAAUAUGCUUCGAAAAAUGAUUAGUGAGUCGGAAGACGCCUCGGAAGAAGAGCUAGUCGCCAAGUGCCUGCAUAUCGCUUCCCUUUGCGAUGAUAUUUCACCUGCAUCCUUGAAUCUCAAAACCGUGGCUCUUACAAAUAACAACAUCUUCAUCAAGCCCGCCAGAAUAGGUUCGAGCUCCAAUUCGGUGAACGUUAAAGAUGCGCUUCCCAAAGGCAGAUUUUACGGAACUCGUUCACAGAUCGUGGUCUUGGUCACUCGAGACACUCGGCGAUUAACCUUCGUCGAGCAAAUACUUCACGAUUCCGAUGAUGACGCAGCGAUUUUCUCUCCUACUAAACCAAAAAACAAGUUAAGAUUUUCAAUGGACCUUACUGAGUCCCUCUAA
Lachancea dasiensis is the source of this 924-nucleotide messenger RNA. Lineage: Eukaryota; Fungi; Ascomycota; Saccharomycetes; Saccharomycetales; Saccharomycetaceae. The record is from the annotation of a GenBank genome assembly.